Coffea eugenioides is the source of this 1363-nucleotide messenger RNA. RefSeq names its product probable 3-beta-hydroxysteroid-Delta(8),Delta(7)-isomerase. Gene Ontology annotation, biological process: sterol biosynthetic process. Bases 291 to 962 code for a protein of 223 amino acids. Lineage: Eukaryota; Viridiplantae; Streptophyta; Magnoliopsida; Gentianales; Rubiaceae. Gene Ontology annotation, cellular component: endoplasmic reticulum; membrane. The transcript is spliced from 5 exons. The record is from RefSeq and is a predicted model, not a curated record. Gene Ontology annotation, molecular function: steroid Delta-isomerase activity; C-8 sterol isomerase activity; cholestenol delta-isomerase activity.
CACUAAAAAGGCAAGGGGUGAUACGGUGAAAGAAGCUGUAGAUCUCUCGCUGGAAAAAUGAAAAAAACAUAAAGUUUGAUCCAUUCUUAAAAACGUGAAAUAUUUUAAGGCUUCCACCACAAACGCUCCUCUUCUUCUCGUCUCUGACCUGUCAACCCUUUCUAUUAAAUCUCAUCUCAACCCAAUUUCUACUAGACCUGUUAAAACUCAACCCAACCCUCGAUAUUGCCGUUGCCGAGGCCGACGUUAUUUCUGAAAGCAUUUGUUGAUUUGGGAAAGUAAAACAGAAGAUGGCAAAUGUGGGAGAAGUUGAACACCCAUAUGUUCCAAGGGAUUUGAAGUUGCCUGGUUUUGUACCUGCGUUCCUCCCCCCUUCCACUAUUGUUGGGGUUUAUCUGCUUGCUUCCCUACUCGCUGUGUCCAUUGUCUGGAUCGGUUCCGGACGGAUCCACAAGAUAUCAAAGCUUGAUAGAAUACUCAUGUGCUGGUGGAUCUUCACGGGGCUAACCCACAUGGUCCUUGAAGGUUAUUUUGUGUUUACUCCAGACUUUUACAAGAAGACAACCCCAGUUUACCUUGCUGAAGUCUGGAAGGAAUACAGCAAAGGUGAUUCAAGAUAUGCUGCACGUGAUUCUGGAGUUGUUUCUAUUGAAGGAGUUACAGCAGUAUUGGAGGGUCCCUUUUGUCUUCUCACCCUGUUUGCUAUAGCUACAAAAAAGUCGUACAGGUAUGUGAUUCAGCUGGCCAUUUCUUUGGGGCAGCUGUAUGGCACCAUUGUAUACUUCUUGACAUCCUACUUGGAUGGGGAUAAUUUUGCUGCAAGCUGGUUUUACUAUUAUGCAUACUACGUCCUUGCAAAUGCCUUUUGGGUUUUAAUCCCGACAGCAAUAUCGGUCCACUGUUGGAAGAAGAUAUGUGAAGCAAUCAAGGAUCAGGACCUGAAAAAGACCAAAACCAGCUAAGGUUGGAAUGACAAUUUUCAACUCAAAGCAUCUAGAUCUUGAACCAUCUUUAAUCGAUUCCAUUUGAGAUGGACAUUCAAUGACAUCUUCAUGAAGGAUAUUUGCAAAAAAUGACAGAAAAAAUUGAAUGAAGUUGACAGUAUCUGUAAUGCAUUCAGUUUAUGAAAGCCAUUUGAUGGGUUCAGUUAUCACUGGCUUAUUUGUUUCUUCGUUCUCUCGUUUCUUUCUGUAACUUAUGAGUGUCUUGGUUAAUGGGCCUCGUAAAAGUCUUGGCGUUGGUUUGGUCAUUGGUUAAAUAGGCAGAACUUCAUCAUCUGUGAUUUACGCUUGAUUUGGUACGACACUAUUUGUUUUGUGGAAGCCGAAUAUUUUGCACUUAACCAACACUCUAGUCUGAACAA